CGUCAUAUACAAAGGACCGAUAACAUGUCGUCUGGGUGAAGAAGGAGCGAGCAGCUAGCGAGGAGACAAACUGAGGCUUCCCACUCACGAAGUUAAAAAGGAAGACAUGUCGCCUCGGCUCCUCCGUCAGACCACACAGACCAUGAACUACUGUCUCCGUUAAAGUGGACAUUUAGCCGGAAUUACGCUUCUGACAAAGUAAUGACUGAUUCCCGUCACGGAAGUAGGACAACAAAAAGUAGCUAGCUCGGCUGCUAGCUGUCGUUAGCAAAGGAGUUCUUUGUUUUGUUUCCCCGUGUCAACAUGGAGAGGAACUAGUGCGGAUGUUGUGCUCUGUCGUUCAACGUUUACGCAGCGGGUUCACAGCCAUGUAUCUGGUGUCUUCUGAUAUUACAUUCAUGGUUUCUGGAGUAGUACGAGGACAAAUCUAACAUUAGCCAACGAGAGCAACUUUAGCAACAACAAGAUCAGGUUGCUUUAGUUUUUUGUUUUGUUGACGUCGGCCAGGAGCGGAGACACGAAGACAUGGGCAACUGUCUCAAGUCUCCCACAUCGGACGACAUCUCUCUGCUUCAUGAGUCCCAGUCGGACAGAGCGAGCUUCGGGGACGGGAUGGACCCGGACCUCGAACCACCUCCGCCGUACCAGGAGCAGGCUCACAUUCCCAUAUACCACCCCACACCCAGCCAGGCCCGUCUGGCCACACAGCUGACAGAGGAGGAGCAGAUUCGCAUAGCUCAGCGCAUUGGCCUCAUCCAGCACCUCCCGAAGGGCGUUUAUGACAAAGGAAAAGACGGCUCCGAGAAGAAGAUCAGAGAGUGUGUGAUCUGCAUGCUGGACUUUGUAUACGGCGACCCCAUCCGGUUCCUGCCCUGUAUGCACAUCUACCACACGGACUGUAUAGACGACUGGCUGAUGAGAUCCUUCACCUGCCCCUCCUGCAUGGAGCCUGUGGAUGCUGCCCUGCUCUCCACCUACGAGACCAACUGAUUCUUCACCCCCUCCUCCCCCACGCUUACAUCACACACGGCCCCUCCGACCCCGCACACAAACCCUACAACUGCCCUCUAAAUAGGUUGGCUGUUGUAUUGCACUUUGAAAAUUACCAAUUUUACUCACCCAACGUUGGCCUUCCAUGUCCCCCAAGUCAGAAUAAGCUGGUCUUAAAAACAUCAGUUACACAAGUCAGUGAGAGACUGUUUCAAGUCGACCCUGCAUGAUUGUGUGUUUGUGUGUGUUUAUUGUGUCGAAGUCGCAGCCUGCGUUGACGGUGGGCACAUGGGAUUUUCUUUUUGAUUGACCUGCGUGAUUGGGGAGGGGGUUUAUGACUUUGCAUUUCCACUUGAGCCGGCCUCAGUGGUGUUUCUCCUCAGCUGACACCAUUUCCCCGUCAUUCCCGAUUAAUCAUAGUGUAAAUGGACGAGUAGGUUAACUUAAUUAUUGACCAAAAUGUUAAAGGGUGUCGCUAGAAGUCUGUUAGAUUAAAGUCGAUGUUUCCGUGGCAACAGUAAGCAAAGACUUCCACAUAUUGAUCUCCUGCAGACCCACACUUUGGAAAUGUGUCAACACACAACAGACGAAAAAAGGAGGAUUACAAAAAAAAGGAAUGCACGCACUUUACAGAAAUCACCCAAAGUCUAUAAGUAUACAUUCAUUCAUAAUGGAGGUCAAGUCCACAUAUUUGUCUUUGGCUUCUUCAAAUAAUCAGACUUUAGAAAAAAGCUUAGAGCUGAAGGAAUGAGAUGAUGACGAUGUGUAAUGUGAAUGUGUCACCAGAGGGGGGUGUAACCUAAAUGGCAGCCAGUGUAAAGGGCUCAUUCGUGCAUGGGCAGGUUGGAUCGGUGAGUCCACAUUAGAAAAAUGCUUGCAUUCACACGUUUCAUCUGAUCCAGAGAUUUGCACUUUACGUAUAGGACAGUAUCUAAAACAAUAUAUUAAUAUAUGUACCUUACAACCUUGCACUAUCAAUACUUCAUUCCGCCGUUUCCUGAGAUGCAAAUGUUAUAUAGCUGAUAAAACAGGUUGUCGGAGCUGUCAGUAGUCACUCACCACGUUGAAGUUAGCCCGACGAUGUAUAUCAUGAAGUCUGUGAUUCAGUAGCGUGAGCCUCUGCUUAAGUCUGGAUUCUUGUGUGUUUUUGUGUGUUAGUAAAGGGACAGAGGUUUGCUCGAUGUUAAGGGAAAAGUUUGACAUUUCAUAAGAUCGGCUCCUUGAGUUUCUCACCAAGAGAUGGAUUAGAUGGACGCCGCUCUCAUGUCUGUGCGGCGACAGUUAGCUUAUUUUACUAUAAAGACCCGGAAGAGAAGCUAGUGUAAAAACUAGCGAGAGGUAAAUAUGAAAAUAUGCCAACCAUCGAUUUUUGGUUUUACAUGGAGUUGUGACGUUACACACAAACAAAACUUGUAAUAGGACAAAUUCAAAUUUUUACAUUUCAUUUACACAUUGAACAGAUGAUGUAUAGCAUAUUAAUUACUGAGUUGUUGUGGUGCUGUUAGGAUACUUCAUUUUUAUAUUGACUUUUGGACAAAAGGUUAAAGCUGCUUUCCCUCGGCUUCAAGAUUUUGAGCUAAACUGAGCUCACUUUCUUGUAGGUCCAUAUUUAUUGUUUGAAAGAAGAGCAAAUAAGUGUAUUUCCAAAAACUAUUUCUUUAAGAAAAACUUCACAAUUUUAGAGUUUGAAUCCACAUCCCGUUGUCACAUUUUUCUUGUUACUCUACAAUUAUGUUUGUGUUGCUUUGUUUCAAUUCACUGUAGCAGAAUAGUUACAAAAGUCAAACGGUUCUUUUGUGUAUGUGGUAGUGUGGCUUUUCUUUAUCUCUGUUACCUGUGUUUUAUCUUUUACCUUCACAUCUUCCACACGCGUGUAAAAUUCAUUGUGUAUUAGGACAGUAAGUAUAUGACUAUAUUACACUGGUGGAAGCCCGGCUGUGCAAACCUCUGUCCCAUCCGAAUUUCAGCGUCUGAGCGACUUCUCUUAAUGGUGUGAUAGUCUGAACUGAGAUAUCAAGUUUUCCAUUGAGCCUUUCCUUUGCUGUGUUUUUCAGCUUAAGUUUAUUCUGAAAAUGAAUAUUUCCUGUAAUCUUUCUUUUUUUUUGUUCUUUUCCGAAGGCUGUAAAGCCCUCAUGUAAAAAAAAAAAAUACAAAUAAACACAAAGAGAAAU
This is a messenger RNA of Pleuronectes platessa (European plaice), 3161 nucleotides long. Its product is annotated as RING finger protein 11. The transcript has 3 exons. NCBI's taxonomy places the organism in Eukaryota, Metazoa, Chordata, Actinopteri, Pleuronectiformes, Pleuronectidae. Bases 526 to 990 code for a protein of 154 amino acids. The record is from RefSeq and is a predicted model, not a curated record.